UAUGACCGCUAUGUUGCCAUCUGCAAACCCCUGCACUACGGGACCCUCCUGAGUUUCACAACUUGUCUCAGAAUGGCAGCAGCUGCCUGGGCCAGUGCAUUUCUCAAUGCACUCCUGCACACGGCCCAUACAUUUUCAGUGUCCCUCUGCCAUGGCAAUGCCCUGGACCAGUUCUUCUGUGAAAUCCCCCAGAUCCUCAAGCUCUCCUGCUCAGAUGCCUACCUCAGGGAAGCUGGGCUUAUCAUGUUCAGUGCUUUUGUAUUUUGGUGUUGUUUUGUUUUCAUUGUGGUGUCCUAUGUGCAGAUCUUCAGGGCCGUGCUGAGGAUCCCAUCUGAGCAGGGACGGCACAAAGCCUUUUCCACGUGCCUCCCUCACCUGGCCAUGGUCUCCCUGUUUAUCAGCACUGGCACGGUUGCCUACCUCAAGCCCCCCUCCAUCUGUUCCCCAUCCUUGUACCUGGUGGUGUCAUUUCUGUACUCGGUGGUGCCUCCAGCAGUGAACCCC
This is a messenger RNA of Pterocles gutturalis (yellow-throated sandgrouse), 504 nucleotides long. Its product is annotated as olfactory receptor 14A16-like. The transcript has a single exon. Lineage: Eukaryota; Metazoa; Chordata; Aves; Pterocliformes; Pteroclidae. Gene Ontology annotation, molecular function: olfactory receptor activity. The record is from RefSeq and is a predicted model, not a curated record. The annotation marks the transcript as partial. Gene Ontology annotation, cellular component: membrane. Gene Ontology annotation, biological process: G protein-coupled receptor signaling pathway.